AACGAGGCUCGAAGAGAGCUUGUAAACAUAUUCCGCUUAUAGCGACUAGAGACUCGUAGUUAGUACCAUGGUGGUGCAGCCUAUCGAGCAGUUUACUGCCGACUGGUGCUGCUGGGCUGAUGUCAGAAUGGAAAUAUGUUAGUGUAGCCUGUAGGCAGCCUACCGGAGGUUCCUUCUAUUUGUAGCGUGACAGUCACUCGGACUUAUAAGUGACCGUGGUUUUCAAACUGAGCAUUAAACGUAUGAUUUCACUCGGUACAGGAAUCAUGCAGGAUUACUAGUUAAUGCUGCCAGGAGAUCAGUAUAACAGCAGUUUAACACUUAAUUCAAAUCCAAAAGGUUUAGUGGAAAAUAUGGAUGUGCUACCGAGCGGAGGAAUCUUCGGCGAACUUCAGGUGGUUCAUGACACGGGGUACUUCUCGGCUCAGCCUUCUCUGGAAGAUCGAUGGCAGCAGAUGUCGUUUUGUCUGUUUCAGACCCUUCUGGAGAUGGAGCGGUAUCUUCGUGAAGAACCCCAGCUGCACCCUUGUCAACCUCUACCCGACGACCUCAAAAGCCCCUGGGACCUCUUUACUCUCCCCAAAGAACAAAAUACAUCCAUAAAGAAUGUUAUGGAAGAGAACCGUCUCUUGUUGAAUGGCGGGGAGGUCGAGAAUACAACCAGUAUUAGCGAUUCAGGUAAUAGCAGUGGUGGGGAAGAUAGGCUUAGUAUCUCUGACCUCGAUAUCGAUGAUCGCACUCUUGAUAUCAGUAUUAAUUCAGUCUCAAGCUCUUUGUCGUGUGAAAGUUCAAUGGGUAAAGUUUUUCGAGUUCCAAACACUUCUAAUGUUUUUAAAAGCAAUGUUCAAAGCUUGAAAAGGAAGAAAGUGUUAUCGCCUACGGCAUCACCGGAAAAAGUUGUCUUGAAAAUGGUUAAUAAAUCAGAAGCCUCGUUUUCUCCUCCGUCCUCACCAGAUGGCGAGUUUGUGCAACCAGUCACCCAAAGUCUGGGAUUUAACUCCACUAUACAAGUGUCGAUAGGACCAAAAGGAGACGUCUUUCAGAAGACGACACUCUUAAAUUCCACAUUAAUGUCCCCAGCAUUCUCAACCAAACCCGUCGGCUCUCCACGACCUAGAUGUCGGUUGGACCUCGGAUCAGAUAAGAGACGAGUGCACAAGUGCCAGUUUUCUGGUUGUCAGAAAGUGUACACAAAGUCUUCUCAUCUCAAAGCUCAUCAGCGAACUCACACAGGUGAAAAACCGUACAAGUGUUCUUGGGAAGGCUGCGACUGGCGUUUCGCUCGUUCUGACGAACUGACCCGCCAUUAUCGAAAGCACACUGGUUCGAAACCCUUCAAGUGUUCCCAUUGUGACCGCUGCUUCUCGCGUUCUGAUCACCUCGCGCUUCAUGCAAAGCGACACUCAGUAGCUACACGAUCUUUUGAUUAAUCAUUUCCAAAAUUAGGUGAAAAUGUUCUUCCUUCAUCUGGAACAUCAUGAUGUAAAAUCAUUAAUUAGCAAAAAAGAAUAAUAAUAAUAACUAAGAAUAGUGACUCGAGUUAGAUAACUUUUAUAUUCUUACAUGUUAGUAGAAAUGAUUAAUUCGUAUAUUUUCUUUAAAGAUUUUUAACAAAUGCUCUCGCGAAGCGAACCUCAUCCUUUGCUGUCUUUGUGUUUUAUUCAUUUACUACAAAUAAAGAAAAAUUAUUGGGUAAGAAAAAACUAUUUCACUGGGGCACCGAAUUUCUAAAAAUUUCCGCGAUAUUUUAUUUAGCUAAUAUGUAAACAUUUUCAAGAAAGUUUAUUGUUGGAGACGUUGCAAAAAUCAACUCAACAUUCAGUACAGUUGAAUUUGUUGUUUCAUUUUAAAUGGUUUGUCAUAAAUAUUGUGUUAAUCAAAAUUCAGACAAUAACGGCAAUUUCAUGAAACAUGAGUUUAUAAAAUGUUAUAUUUGAAUUUAAAAUAUCUUGCAUUUUUAUCUUAUUUUAAUUAACAAGCGUACAUGAUAUUAACUGAUGUUAAAGAUGACGCAUGAAUGUGUUGAAACUGGUUUCUCUAAUUGCAAGUCUUAUGAUUGUUUGUUCCAUAUAACGUGAUCUUUUCACUAAUUUUUUUAUAUUAACUGCUUGCUUUAUACAGCGGGAAAAUGCCAAACGAUUUGGAGAACUAACUUGCUUAUUGUUCUUACGUCAACACUCUGCCAAAAUUUCUGAUCUUUUUUUUUUCAUUAUGUAAAAUAGUUAUCUAGUAUUAGUAUUUAGUUAAAAUAGUUAUUAAACAAAGAAUUGAUUUAAAAUAACUUUAUGACCAGCUAGGCUUCAGAACAAACUCUUUGUAUACUUUUUUUUUUCCAAAGUAGUGCUUUAAUUAAUGACAGGAUGGAAUUUCAUUAUCUUAUUUUUUUAAAUAUAAUAUUUAUGCCAUUUCUAAAAGUAAUAUGAACUUCUAACAUUCUGAAUAAAACUUUUACUCAAAAGAACACUAUUCUUGUUUCGAAAGAAAAUGUUGUAGGCUUAGUUUUAUUGAAUCAUGUAGAAACGUCAACUACUUUUUUACAGUAAAAAGAUUGCGAAAAAUAAAGUUGCUUUAAAUAUAAAUCUACGUGCAGCGUAAGCCACAUUUAAGUAUUGUAAUUUUUUAACUAUCUCACAAGGUUAAACGUUAUUAGUUGUUACAUGUUGUAAGACUGUUGAUUAAGAUCAGAAGGUCAGUUAUUUUCAUGAUAAGAUGAGAAAAUUUUAAAUAAACAUUAUCGCCUAAAUUUUUAGAACAUAAAGAUCACAGUAAGGGUUAUUUUAGUUUUGUUGUGCUGUAGACUGAUUUGUUAGCAACAGAAACCUACUUCUUGUGUAUACCUCAACAAAAGUAAUUCAGCCAGAUGUUUACUAGUAUUGAAAAAUUGUAACUUUUUACUUGCUUCUUGUGAAAGGUCGAAUAGUCUCCUCACGCUCCCGCCACUUCUUGUAAAGCUUAAAUAAUCUGCUUGCUAUGGUAUAUUAACCUUCAAUGUUUGUAUGACGCCACUAGUGAAGAACUGAAUAAUGCCUUAGUGACUGUGUUAGCCAUCGUGUUGAUCAUUCAAAAUGGACCAAAGUUAAUUUCUAUGCCUUUGCCGAAAUGUAUACUUUUGAAAAUAAUUUCAAUUAUAUAUAAGAUUGUUACAUUUUACUACACAUAUGGGCAUUGUAUGUGCACAUUUUGAUAACCUGAAUACUUUUGUACUAAAUUUAGUCCACCUUGUUUAAUAAUUGUACCUGAUUGUUUAUAAAGUGAGGAAAGUAUUCAUGCUUGUAAAAUUAUUUAAGUAUUUUCCCCUCGACUUUGAAUGUUAUUGUUUCAAAACUUUGUCAAUAGGAGUGAUAUCAUUAAAGCUCAAUAAAUAUAUUUAAUUUGUUCAGAAAAGUAUUAGAAAGUAAUAAAUUUAACAUUAUGAUUAAGAAAAAGCUAUAUUUCAGUAUAUUGACAAUGAAUUUAAUGAAAACUAAAAGAGCCUGUUUUGAUUUGGGUCAAAUAUUUCGCAGGACAAGUGUAUAAAAUGUGUAGAUAUACAUAUCCUAUAGUUUUAUGUAUAUGUAUUUCUUCUGGAUUGUAGUCCCUUUUGUUGUGCAGAAUAAAAAAUAGCCAUCUUAAUGUCAAAAUACCAUACUUUUCAAUCUUAGUUAGUCCAAAAGUCCAAGCUUAAUUUGGUGAAAUACUGUGUGUAAUUUUGUGACAAAGUUAUUAGAGAAACAAAAAUAUUCAAAAAUUAAGAGCAAUUGAGGGAAUGAAUGGAAAAGAAGAGUGAGUUUUCUUAAAAGAUCAACGCUUUUUUGUCGCGAUAUUUCGUUGAUUAUAUAUCAUUCGUCAUACCACCGCCGUUUGGGCUUCAUUCUUCAUUGACAGCAUAUUCAUAUCCAUCUGUGAUGUGUACAUACAUAUAUAUGUAUAUAUAUAUACCAAACAUUUAAUUGAAUCUUAGCGGUUGUUACUUGAUUUGCCAAAAAGUUGAUUUUGUAUGCCUCUCUUUGGAUUUUAAUUUAAUAAAGAAUGGUAAUUACUGGGCUCUUAUUUC
This is a messenger RNA of Limulus polyphemus (Atlantic horseshoe crab), 4033 nucleotides long. Its product is annotated as Krueppel-like factor 6. Gene Ontology annotation, biological process: regulation of transcription by RNA polymerase II. The record is from RefSeq and is a predicted model, not a curated record. NCBI's taxonomy places the organism in Eukaryota, Metazoa, Arthropoda, Merostomata, Xiphosura, Limulidae. Gene Ontology annotation, molecular function: DNA-binding transcription factor activity, RNA polymerase II-specific; RNA polymerase II cis-regulatory region sequence-specific DNA binding. Bases 285 to 1430 code for a protein of 381 amino acids. The transcript is spliced from 3 exons.